Messenger RNA from Lycium barbarum (goji berry), 2536 nucleotides. Its product is annotated as splicing factor U2af large subunit B-like. The record is from RefSeq and is a predicted model, not a curated record. Gene Ontology annotation, cellular component: nuclear speck; nucleus; commitment complex. Gene Ontology annotation, biological process: mRNA processing. NCBI's taxonomy places the organism in Eukaryota, Viridiplantae, Streptophyta, Magnoliopsida, Solanales, Solanaceae. Bases 372 to 2114 code for a protein of 580 amino acids. Gene Ontology annotation, molecular function: pre-mRNA 3'-splice site binding; poly-pyrimidine tract binding. The transcript is spliced from 15 exons.
AGUAAAUAAGAUUACAAAUUGGGGCAAACCUAACAUAGACAAGUACUUUUCCUUUCCCGGUUUCUUUUGUUUCUCCUAAGAACCCUUACGAGCCCUAGCAACUGGGCGACCAGUUUUCCGUCUGCCUGAAGCCACCGGAUUUUUAUCAAGGGGUUCAAUUUUCUUACACCUAAAGCUAAAAAGUUCAACAGUUGUAGUCAGUGGGAAUUGAACUUGUACCUUUUACAAGGUAGGGGCAAGGUCUGCAAGACCCCACCAGGGUAUGUUGUUGUUGGGAAUUGAACUUGUGUCCUCAAAGAGAAUUUGAACCCCCUUUACGACUGAACUAAGCUUUUGGCUUGUGUCAAGGUAUUUUUGCUUUUAAGUAAUCAAUGGAUCCUAGUGAAAACAGGCUAACUCAAGUUACUCCCGCUCAUAGUGGUUUUGAGAAUGAAAUAGGUGGUAUGGAUGACCGAGAUGAAGAAAAAAAUUCCAGAAAAAGAAGAUCGGGUUCUAAGUAUAGCUCCUAUGACUAUGAGGAUGAAAAGGAAUCUUCAAGAAGCAAGGAUAAGGAGAGGGAGAAAGGGAAGGAUAGAGAUAAGGAUCGGGAAAAGGAUCGUGAUCGUCACCAUCGAGAUCGGAGUGAGAGGCGGAGGACCAGAGAUAGAGAUGAUGAUGUUGACAAUUAUCAUCAUAGAAAUCGGGAUGACGACAGGCACAAAGAUUAUGACAGAGAUAGAGAUGGGAGGCACAUACAUAGGUCAAAAUCUUAUGACAGGGAGAGAGAGGAAAGACAUAGACACGGGUCUAAAUCCUAUGACAGAGAUAGAGAGGAAAGGCAUGGACACAGAUCUCACUCAAGGGGAAGAUCUGGGCAUAGAUCAACAUCACGAUCUCGCUCCCGGUCUCGUUCACGCUCCAAAAGCAAAAGGAUCAGUGGCUUUGACAUGGCACCUCCUGCAUCUGCUCUAUUACCUGUUGUUCCUGGUGUUGCUGGCCAACUUCCCAGCACCGCCCCAGUCAUUCCUGGAAUACUUCCUAACAUGUUCCCAUUGGCAUCUGGACAGCUAGGAGCUCUUCCUGUUAUGCCAUUCCAGGCAAUGACUCAGCAGGCAACUAGACAUGCACGCCGAGUUUACGUUGGUGGACUUCCUCCAAGUGCAAAUGAGCAGUCUGUGGCAACCUACUUUAAUCACGUGAUGUCUGCAAUUAGUGGGAACACUGCUGGUCCAGGAGAUGCUGUCGUUAAUGUUUAUAUAAAUUAUGAGAAGAAGUUUGCUUUUGUUGAGAUGAGAUCUGUGGAGGAAGCUAGUAAUGCUAUGGCCUUAGACGGCAUCAUCUUUGAGGGAACAGCGGUUAAGAUUAGAAGACCAACUGACUAUAAUCCUUCCCUGGCUGCCGCUCUUGGUCCCAGCGAACCAAAUCCAAACCUGAACCUUGCUGCCGUAGGAUUAUCACCAGGUUCUGCUGGUGGGCUUGAGGGUCCUGAUCGUAUAUUUGUCGGUGGUCUUCCUUAUUAUUUCACUGAAGCACAGAUUAGGGAGUUGCUGGAGUCAUUUGGUCCUCUCCAGGGUUUUAACCUGGUCAAAGAUAGAGAAACUGGAAACUCAAAAGGCUAUGCCUUCUGUGUCUACCAGGAUGUAUCAGUUACAGACAUUGCUUGUGCCGCUCUUAAUGGCAUUAAGAUGGGUGAUAAAACUCUUACUGUCAGGCGUGCAAGCCAAGGUACUCUAGAGCCUAAACCCGAGCAGGAGAGUGUUUUAAUGCAUGUUCAACAACAAAUAGCAAUACAGCGACUCAUGUUACAACCCGGUGGACUACCUACAAAAAUCUUGUGCCUAACACAUGUGGUUAGUGCCGAUGAGCUGAAAGACGAUGAAGAUUAUGAAGAUAUAAUGGAAGAUAUGAGAACUGAAUGUGGAAAGUUUGGUAAUUUGGUGAAUUUAGUGAUUCCACGACCGAGGCCCGAUGGUGAACCAACUCCAGGGGUUGGAAAGGUGUUUUUGGAGUAUGCUGAUGUGGAAAGUGCUUCAAGAGCUCAACAAGGGUUGAAUGGCAGAAAAUUCGGUGGAAAUCAAGUUAUUGCUGUCUUUUAUUCAGAGAACAAGUUUUUUGAGGGGGACUAUGAGAGCUAGUCGUGUGCGCUCUGGAUUGGCAGUUGCGCACAGUCAAAUGAUGUGUUGUACUAAAUGACAGAUACUUCCAGUUCUUGCUUGUGAUCUAGUUCCAGCCAUCAUGACGAGAGCGAAUGAGUGAUUCUGAAUAUAAAUUUCCUUGGAGGUGUGACUGACUAUAGUGGAUGCCAACAAUUGUAAUAGAAUAGAUACAGAACUAGCAAGGAAGUACCAUAUGCUUUAUCUAAAACACACUCGAAAUUUUGGUUGUCCAUGACUUUGUGAUGUUGGAUGUUCAGUUUGUAGUUAACUCAGUAAUUCUGUCAAUCUGGCUGUAAUAGGACUUGCUGUCUUUGCAAGUACAUUUUGCAGUGGUUGUGAAACUUGAAGUGUGAGUGGAGAGCCCCCACUGGCAACAAUGAUUAAAUUCAAAGUUGCAUUAA